AUGCCGGAAUCCCUCCUCUGGAUUAAUAAAGACAGCGGCUCCGCCGUUCUUUCACGGAGCUCAAAAGCCGAAACCAGGCAGAUUCGCAAACAUGUCCAGCACGAAAGACAGCUGAGAGCCAGAGCCGCUGCCCAAGAUACAGCCGCCAAAUCCACACCGACAGUUGACAGAUCCCUUCAACAAAACAAACGAAAGGAACACUCAAAGCUUGAAUCGACACCUGUCGCGCCAAGACAACCAGACCUUCGGCUGGAUACAAAUGUACAAGUUCAUAGUCCUGACUACCAUCGUUCUUUACUCUCGGCUUCUCUAUCUCCAACCAUCCGAUCCCCAAACACUUAUUCAAACCGCAUUUUGCAGGCCGUGAGCACGUUCCCAGGACUUGAACCUCAAGAGUUGCGCAGUCUGGUCUUCUUCUGCCAGAGAACGGCCCCGGAGUGGUCCGGCUGGAGGGACGCAACAUUCUGGAACAAACUUAUCCUUCAAGCAUGUCACAUGAAUCGAUCUAUACUUCACGGAGUAGUUGCUCUCGGUGCGCUUCAUGAAUCCUCAGAGGUAGACCGAGAGUCGGACGAACGUUCUAACUUGCAGGAACUGGCUCUACAUCAAAGCAGCAAGGCUUCCCGAAUGGCGUAUGAAACUGCGAUGUCGGAUAUUGCAACUCUGAUCUCCUGUGUCAUUUUCAUUUGUUUACAGAACCUGCAGGACAGUCAUACCGCGUAUCAGCUACUCAAAUCCGGACAUAGCUUGACCACGGAUAUCGACAAAAGACUAGGAUCUGGCGAACUCAUGCUUUCUGACAGCGAGAAGACUGUCCUCAACAACUUCCUCCGGCCCAUCAUCGAACGGUUGCGCAUGAGGUUCUGCAGUAUCGUCGACAUCCCUUCCGCUUUGGCCCUCAGCGCGGCGAUCAAAAGAAACAAAAUAGAGCAUCGCCUGACGCUGCCAGAUAUUCCUUACUGCUUUGGAAACCUCUUGGAGGCGCGCAACAAGCUCGAAGAGAUUGUGGACUGGGCACAAGAAAACAUUGACCCGUCGUUCUUACUCGGUGAACAGCGCUCACAGGCACAGGCUUUGCUGGCAAACUGGAAUGCGGCUCUCGAUGGCACUGGAAUCACCGCGUUUGAGCGAUACGAGGCCCUGAUCACAUCUAAGAAGCUCCUUAGAGCCGCUGCACUGGUUGCCUCCAUACUUUUCGAUACCCUCGGGACGAGUGAAGAAUGCAACUACGACCGACAUAUUGACAAAUUUGCAGUGAUUAUUGACCUAUACAAGGACGCGAUCGGCGACCCUGUUCGAGCUCCUAGGAGGACCUCAUUUGGAAUCGACUCUGGUGUGAUCGAUACGUUGGCCUUUGUUGCUGGAAGAUGCCGCGAUCCAGCUAUUCGAAGGUCUGCUAUCGAUUUACUAGCGCAGACAAACCGGACUGAAGGCGACCUGCAGGGCUGUGCCGGUAGCACCAUCUUACAUGCACUGAUGGAACUUGAAGAAAAUGGUGUCAAUGCGACAGAAGCGAGCGAUGUUCCAGAAUCUCAAAGAUUGCGCAUCUGGGAGGAUCAUCAAUAUUGGGAUACUGGCAAGAUUCAAAUUUUCUUUGUCAACUGGCCCUACGACCCGUCCUUGGGUGCCGACGUAAAGACAGCGUCUGUCUACCUGCCUUUGAAGGCUUUGAGAACGGCAAAGGAAAAGGCUGCUCCCGGUAGUCCCACAGGACUACCGAACGUCAAAUACGGUCGGGGUGUCGGAGCGUUCUUGGAAGAAGGCACACAAACCUAUCAUCAGAUCACAUUAUCUUCGUUCUUUAUGCCAAUGCCGCGGUUGUGA
Messenger RNA from Cladophialophora psammophila CBS 110553, 1824 nucleotides. RefSeq lists its product as uncharacterized. NCBI's taxonomy places the organism in Eukaryota, Fungi, Ascomycota, Eurotiomycetes, Chaetothyriales, Herpotrichiellaceae. The transcript has a single exon. The coding region runs from base 1 to 1824 and encodes 607 amino acids. The record is from RefSeq and is a predicted model, not a curated record.